CAGGCUUUUUGCUACCUGGCAUGUAUGCCGUAUACCUAUGUACAUUCUACAGUACUUGUAUUUCGUUUUUUCACUUUGCAUUUCACUUUGUUUUUUCACUUUGUAGGCUUGCAGCUAUACUAUUAUAGUACUUAGUUAAUUACUGUAGUUAUAGUACGUUUCGUGAUCGAAGUGAUUUCAUAUGGUUAUACGGUGCAUUCUUCUUUGUGCAGACAAGGUUUUCUUGUCUAAAUUCCCGAGCCUAUGUCGAGUCGAGGUGGAUGGUUGCUUCGCUGUUGAUGGCGAUUUAUUGAGGAAGUAAUCCGAAGUGCGUGUAAGUGGUAACGACUCAGAAUCACCGGAAUCGGAGGAAUGGAUUCUCUGGCUUGUCCCAAAUGUCAGCAUCGUUUCACCUAUUUGGAGCGGGAGGAACACAGUGGUCAUUUCCCGCUGGUGUUAAACUGUGGCCACGGUCUGUGUUACUCAUGUGUGUGGGAAACGCUUUCACACGAAAUAAGCAGUGGGAAAAGUCAGCAUAGCGCGCAUCUUUCUUGUGCCCUUUGUGGUCAAAAUCAGCCACCUGUUGAAAGUUUGGAACGUCAGGAUGUCGUGCGAAGAUUUCCUGUUGAUUUUGUUACUGUUGGCGUUUUGGUCGCUUUGGACAGCUUUGGCCCGAAUAUUUUUCAGUUCAAUAGCAAAAUCCUUCCCCUGCCAUCUGCCUUGCGCUCAUCUCUCGAAGAGAAGCUGAAGAGUGCAGAUCGGGAGCGAGAGGAAAUCUUUCUCGAACGGCCGGAUUCUUGCUGUCUGUGCGCCAGCAUCCACUGUGGAUGGAAAUGUCUGACAUGCAAGCUAGCCUUUUGUAUGGAUUGUUGGCCGCAGCACCAACAAUCGUGCCCCGACGUCGUUUUAUCGACUGCGGUCCCGUUUGACUGCCACGGAAAUCCUAUGGAACCAUUUCGUUCUUGUGCCGAGCAUAACAGACUGCAACAGUGGCACUGCAAUGUCCACGAUGAACACAAAAACAGUUUUCUGUGUGUGCUGGAUGCCGAUGGUCGGCAGAAGAAGCGCCUGUUUGACUGUUCGUUUACUACAAAGGCGGAGAAAAAUGAAGAUGCUGUGCCCAGUUUCCUGGAUCUUCAUCCUCGUAUAAUUGCUUUAGCGAAACGGUCCGGCGAAAGUUUAAAAGCUAUUCGUCGAGCAAAGCGCCAACUGGAAGAACUGAAUAUCAACGACCAGCUCAAAAUUCGCCGGCUUUUUCAUCGUUUGACGGCUUCAGCAGUUUUUAGUUGCAAUAACUUGAUACUGCUGCAGGAGAACUUCAGUGGAAUAGCUCUCGCUUUUCUGGAAGAUGUUGGAUGUCUUAUGAACAAGCAAUCAAAAUGGACAACCUUCCUGUUGGAGCGGUGGAAUUUUAUAGUUACCAAUGUCGCGACUCUGCCCAUCAAGCUAUACAUGGAGAAUACCGCACUCGAAGAGAAUCUGCUCCGCUGCCAACUAUGGUGUCCGGACCGAAUGAGAGAAAUUUGUCUACACGAUGCACCAUAUAUUUCCGAGAGUGUCUGGAACGACGGGCUACCUAAAGGGUUGCGGAUGAUUUUCAUGAAGACAAUCGGUCAGCUAAAAUCUGCCGAAGAUUUACUGCCCACUGUCUUCGGGUUGUCCAGUGUACGUGAUCUGGUUAAGGUGGUCCACAAGCAUGGUCACUCCCCCAAAUAUGAUCUCCAAUAUGAUUUGGGUAUUCUGACAGAAAGAUCAGUUGUUUUGCCCGUAACAUCGUUAGCAACUGAAUUCCAGAAAUUAAAGAAUACCGUUUUCAACGUGCAAGGAAUGAUCCCACGGCAGUGGAAUGCUGAUCACUUGGAAAUCAUCGACGCCAAUCCUGCUGUAUGUCGUGUUACGCAUGUGGAGAAUGAUCAGUUAGAAUUCUGGAUUAGGAAUUCUUCAUACGAUGGAAAACACAAGGAGCUCCAUAAGGCGUUGAAUAUUUUUUGUUGUAAAGCAGUGAAUUUGGAAAGCAUUGCGGUUGACGGGAUUUACGGUGUUCAAGUGGAAGAAUCUUUUGGAAGAUUGUCUGGAUUCAAAAAGGGUUACCCUCAACACUACGGAUGGAUGCGUGUACGGAUUACUAAGGUGGAUGCCAACGGGGAUCAGUGUCAAGGUCAUCUGUUGGACCACGGUGCUACUGGGGCUUGGAAGUUGACCGAUUUACGAGAAAUUCCACAGUCACUGCAGCGGGAAGACCCCUUUGCCAUUCGUGCCCAACUGAGUAGUUUCGUCCCAUCUUACAAGGUUAACAAAUGUUGGCCGAAUAUCGGAAAAUUUGUGCUCCAGUGGCUUUCGUUUUGCGGCUCUCCCUUCGUCUUACUGGAUGAUUAUGUGACAGAAACAGGAUUGUUGCUGGUGGAUGUGUGGAGCGACUCUCGAACUCCGUCCCUUCGGGAGUACCUUGUGUGGUGUGGUGCUGGUGAACUAAAGGUCAUGAGUGACGCUCGAAAACUUUAUCAGGACCAAGAAAAACGCUGAAGGGCGUUACUAGCUACCUGAUUAAAGUGGAAGGAGUUCCCGCUGCAAACUUCCGGCAUGAUAAAAAGUAGAGUACUGUACCGGUUUCGUGUUUUAGAGAUAGCUUUCGUUAAAUAUUGUUUAGUGACAUCGUACAUAUUUUGACCUUUCUUUACUUACGGUUUGACCCGGAAAUGUUUAAGUACCGGUACUGGCAGUACAGUACUGUAUAUGUAGUUGUUCAGUUUUGACCAUUGUUGUUAACCAUAAAAUCAUUUUGUAAUUUUUGUGUUUGUGUCUCGCUGAAUGUAGAGAAGUGAAAGUUGUUGGUGGUCGAUAUGCAUUGCGAACUGCUCUACUAUUGCAUGCUUUGACUACGCCCAUAUUUCUUACUUUACAGCAUUCAUGGGCGAAAGCAGAAAUAGAA
Molecule: messenger RNA, 2908 nt
Organism: Paramacrobiotus metropolitanus
Lineage: Eukaryota; Metazoa; Tardigrada; Eutardigrada; Parachela; Macrobiotidae
Exons: 6
Coding region: 352-2502 (716 amino acids)
Source: RefSeq, a predicted model, not a curated record